This is a messenger RNA of Trichechus manatus latirostris (Florida manatee), 2611 nucleotides long. RefSeq names its product SHC binding and spindle associated 1 (gene SHCBP1). The record is from RefSeq and is a predicted model, not a curated record. Lineage: Eukaryota; Metazoa; Chordata; Mammalia; Sirenia; Trichechidae. The transcript has 11 exons. The coding region runs from base 1 to 1785 and encodes 594 amino acids. Gene Ontology annotation, biological process: fibroblast growth factor receptor signaling pathway.
AUGGCGAGCGGCUUGGUGAUGGGUGGUGGUCUGGAGCCGGAGGCGAUGGCGCCAGCGCCAGAGGGUACGGGCUGGACGGCUGAGGAGGAACCGGCCGGCCUGGAGAAAGGUUUGCUCCCAGAUGAAGACUGCUGCAGUGAUUGUAGCAGUUACGACAAGGCAGGUACUGGUUUACAGAGUUUUGUACCAGAAGGUAAAACGCUUUUCCCGGAAAUUUUCCAAACGAGUCAACUUCUGUUCUACGAGCGAUUCAGAGCCUAUCAAGAUUACAUUUUAGCUGACUGCAAGGCCUCCGAGGUAAGAGAAUUCACAGCUGAGUUCUUGGAGAAGGUCCUGGAACCAUCCGGAUGGCGGGCAGUCUGGCACACCAACGUGUUCGAGGUGCUGGUUGAGGUAAAUGGAAUUCUGUUGUUCGGAUGUUUGUCUCUAGCUAACAGCACUUCACUUCAGACUGUUAGAGCCAAAGUGCUUAUUUUUAAUGUCACGGACGUGGACUUCUCGGGGUUGAAGGCAGUGGUGAGGCUCACCGAGCCGUACCUCUGUGAGUCUCGCCUGAGCUCGUUCACCCGGGAGUGCAUGAGUGAGCUCCUGGAGCUGAAGGAGCACCGGCUACCCCUGCAGGAGCUGUGGGUGGUGUUCGAUGAUUCCGGAGUGUUUGACCAGACCGCCCUGGCCGUGGAGCACGUCAGGUAUGUGUUUGGUUACCAAAAGAAUUCUAAUAUCCAAGCAAAGGGCGCCCGUGGGAGUGGUCAGAAGGUAACACACGUGGUCUCCUCCGCCAUGAUGCCUGGGCUGCUGCGGUCCCUGCUCAAGGACAGGCUUUGUCAGGAGCCUUGUGAGGAGGAAACAGAGAUUCAGUUCCAUAGUGAUCCGUUGUCUGCUAUAAAUGCCUGCUAUGAAGGCGACAGUGUCAUUGUUUGUCCUGGCCAUUACGUGGUGCACGGCUCGUUCUCCAUUGCUGACUCCAUUGAGUUGGAAGGAUAUGGUCUGCCAGAUGAUAUUGUGAUAGAAAAGAGGGGCAAAGGAGACACUUUUGUGGAUUGUACAGGUGCAGAUAUUAAAAUCUCAAGCAUAAAAUUUGUUCAGCACGGUGCUGUAGAAGGAAUCUUAAGCAUUCACCGUGGCAAGACCACGUUGGAAAACUGUGUCCUGCAGUGUGAGACCACGGGAGUCACCGUCCGCACGUCAGCAGAGUUGCUAAUGAAGAACUCAGAUUUAUAUGGUGCCAAGGGAGCUGGUAUAGAAAUAUAUCCUGGGAGUAAGUGCACCCUGAGUGACAAUGGGAUUCAUCACUGCAAGGAAGGGAUACUCAUUAAGGACUUCUUAGAUGAGCAUUAUGACAUUCCCAAAAUCACCAUGAUGAAUAAUGUCAUACACAAUAAUGAAGGUUAUGGCGUCGUUUUGGUGAAACCUACGAUUUUCUCUGACCUGCAAGAAAAUGUCCAAGAUGAAACUGAAGAAAAUAAAGCGCUUAAAAUUCAGACAAGUGGAGAGGUAGAUGCAGCUGAAAAAGUGGAUUUAGAAGAGCUGAUUCAGUGUGCAACUGGUAAAAUGGAGCUUUACGCCAGCUCUGACCCCUUGGAGCCAGUCGAAGGCAACUGUGAAAUUGUCAAUGAACUAGUUGCUGCUUCCACAAAGAAAGGCCAGAUCAAGAAGAAAAGGUUGAGUGAACUGGGGAUCAUGCAAGCCGAUGUCACCCUCAUGUCCCAGGAGAUGUUUGUUUCUAUCGUGGGGAACCAGUUCAAGUGGAAUGGGAAAGGGAGUUUUGGCACGUUUCUGUUCUGACCGCCAUGAUGUGACUCGAUCUCGCCUGUUGGAUUUGGCAUGCGCUACCCUGAGAAUCACUGCCGCUAUCAUAGUUUGCUUCGUGUCUGUAUUUUAUAUUCCAUGUACUCAGUUGGGUUUGAGUGUAAUAUAGAUUUAUUUCUAUCUGCGGGUAUUGCACAGAACGCUCCCUCUUUACAAGGAAGGUCAUAAAAACAUAACAGAAAUAGUCGGAGAUUUUUUUUUAUAUAGAAAGUCUAGCUUUCCUAGACACAUAGUUCUCCGCUAUGAAGCCUGUUUGUAACUUUCUAGUGUGGAUUUGAAUCUAGCACUUCAAAGGCAGUGAGUGCACGCAGAUGUGAUGUGGCAAAGGUGCCGUGUUCUUCUCACAGUUGUCUUUUUAUCUCAAUGACAGUGAGUCUCCUUUCCAACCAGUAUUUGCAUAAUACUUGUCUUAAAAUAAAAGCUUUUAUGAUUGGGAAGUUAUCUGCCUAAUCAGACUCCUUAUUGAGAAUCUGAGCGGGUUGCAUUUUUAUGUUAAACUGUGCAAUCAUUGAAACGGUAAUAGGUAACAUAGCAGGUUUGAAACAAAUGGAAUGUGUUGUUGAGAGCCAGUGCACACGUAAGGCAUUUGCAUUAUUGCUGAAUAUGAAUGAUUAAAAAGAAGGUAUUUUUCUUUCACCCUAACAGUAUUCUGAUCAAAUUUCUUCUCUUCCAAAGUCAGAAUGAUUACCUAUACAACCUGUAUUAGCUACGUGGUCUUGACAUCAUAUUGUAAAACACAGCUUCUAGAAGUAUUUAUAUUUAAAAAAGUAUAUGUGACAUUAAUAUGCCUACUGAUUAAAAU